Molecule: messenger RNA, 1424 nt
Organism: Planococcus citri (citrus mealybug)
Lineage: Eukaryota; Metazoa; Arthropoda; Insecta; Hemiptera; Pseudococcidae
Product: QRFP-like peptide receptor
Exons: 2
Coding region: 192-1253 (353 amino acids)
Biological process (GO): G protein-coupled receptor signaling pathway
Cellular component (GO): plasma membrane
Molecular function (GO): G protein-coupled peptide receptor activity
Source: RefSeq, a predicted model, not a curated record
AAUAUGUUUUCGGAAUACUCAGCCAUUCCCCACAUAAGUAUUUUGUCAAAAUUUAAAUAAUAUUUUAGAUAAAUUAUAGCUUACAUUUCGAUGGAUUCGCGUAUAAUUCGAUUCGAACUUUCGAAAUAACGAUAACUGAUUGAAAAAUUGCAUCCAUGUGCGUGAUUUAGAGUGAAAAUCUCAUCGAAAAUAUGGAUACGUCAACAGAAGGAUCAUUCUGCGGAACCACGUUGCUUACAAUAGGUGAAUAUUACUCGAAAAUAAAUCUCAGCGGAUACGCAGAUAUCCCAAUAUGUUUUAUUGGAGUGAUUCUAAACUUAUUCAACAUACUGGUAUUCACGAGGAAGAAUAUGAUUUCACCAGUCAACUUGAUAUUUACUCAUUUGGCCCUCGCAGAUUUAGCGGUAUUAUUAGGAGCCAUACCACAUACCUGGAUUGAAAACAUUCAACACGGUGGUCGCAAAGACGAAGGAUGGACUUACAAUGAAGUAUUAGUUCAUAUAUGCUGUAAUGAUUUUAUAAUUACGUUUCACCUGGCAUCAGUACUCCUUACAGUGCAGUUGACGGUAUGGAAAUAUAUAGCGGUAGUGCAUCCGUUGAAGGAACGUUUAUGGUGUAAUAUGACAAUUACUCGCAAUGUGAUGACCAUUGACUACGUAAUAUGCGUUUUGCUCAGCAUACCGUUAUAUUUUUCGCGAUUCGUUGAAAGAAAUAGUACUACUGAUCAUAUAUACAGUUAUAGAAUUGCUCAUACGCAAGAUCGAAUUCUUUUCUCGUUACCACGUCUGAUAUAUGGAGUGCUGGGUGCAUUGGUACCUUCGAUUGUGCUAGCUGUGUUCAGUCUGAGAUUGAUUGUUACUUUACUAGCAAGAAAAAAAUACCAGGAACAAUCAACUCCAUUCAGAAACAUUGAAAAUAACGUGAGAAGUCAUAAUAGCACAAAACAAAUUGAUCGAUCAGUAAUGAUAUCGUUAACAGUCCUGAUAUUAUUUUUAAUCGCCGAAUUUCCACGAGGGAUACUUUUUUUUAUGGCGAUGAUAUACGAUAUUAAAUCCAGCGAGAUGAAUUACCGAUGUUACAAUUUACUCAUAUCGAUAUUUCUUUCCAUAGCUUACAUCAAUACUUCUGUUACGUUCGUAGCGUAUUACAUAAUGAGUCAACAAUUCAAGCUCACAUUUAAAACUAUGAUCUGUACGGGACUUCAAGGAAUACAAAGAAAUCAGGCAGAAGUUCAGAAAAUGAUUACUGUUUAGACAAGGCGCUGAGACCGUCGUAAAAAAAAAACGCAAACUGAUGAUAGUGUUGAUGGAUAAUAUAUCAAAUUUUCCAUUUCGUUGAUUGCAAGAGAAUUUUCGCACUUGAUAUUUGAAUAUUGGUUGCUUUUAUGUUUUUAAAUUUCUGUUCAAACUGCUCUGAUGACAUCA